AUGGAGAAUGGAGGGGCGGAACAACAAUUGGAUAACAGAAAUAAUCGAAAAUCCACAUAUAGACCGUCAUCAGUUUACAUCGAAAAUGGCAAAACGGUGACCGAAUUGUUUCGCUUAUCACCGGUAAUUGUGUUUUUACUUGGUUUUGUGCCACCAAUGACUGGUGCUUUUGCAGCUAUAACCACAGCUUUAAUUUUUCACAGUGAACAAAUUAGCAAUUACAACUGGCAAUGCGGGAGGGCCAGACUGCCAUCACUUUCACGAAUAAUAAAUUUACCACUGGAACGGUUACUUUGGCAGUUUUUGGUGUUUGUACACACACCUGUUCGAAUCGUUGAAUUAUUCACUGGUUUUUGUCGCUACGGACGUUUAAUGGAUGUGAACUAUCGACAUAAACGGUUUUAUGAAUUUGCUCGAUAUGUAUAUUUUUAUGCCGGCAAUGCAGAACUGUUCUUUAUGAUUGGUUUGUCGUUACUUGGUGAACGUGAAAACAUUCAGGUCCAUGUUAUACUUUUCUACAUAUUUGGAUUUUGUGGCAUUAGUUUUUUCACGGCAAAUCUUAUUUGCCAUCGACAUUCACUAUAUUUCCUUCCUCCAUAUGGUCGUCUGUCAUAUUAUUUGAAAUUUGCUUUCUGCACUAUUUAUUUGUUAUCUAUUCCUAUUUUGCUAACCUCUUUCUUAUUGUAUUGGAAAGUCUGUGUUACAGCUGCGUAUGAAGUAUUUGCGAUAUGUGAAUAUGUUGGUGUCUUCUUAAAUAUCGCUUACCACGGCUGUGCAUUUUACGAUAUUCGAUAUAAAGUGAUAUUUAGUGUCCGCCUAGUCGAAGCAGCGGAAUUUUCAUGAAACUACCCAAAUGCGAUCAACCGAUGUAAAAAAUAAGAUAUGUUCAAGUAAUG
Loa loa (African eye worm) is the source of this 896-nucleotide messenger RNA. RefSeq lists its product as hypothetical. Gene Ontology annotation, biological process: GPI anchor biosynthetic process. Gene Ontology annotation, cellular component: Golgi membrane; endoplasmic reticulum membrane. NCBI's taxonomy places the organism in Eukaryota, Metazoa, Nematoda, Chromadorea, Rhabditida, Onchocercidae. The record is from RefSeq and is a predicted model, not a curated record. The coding region runs from base 1 to 843 and encodes 280 amino acids. The transcript is spliced from 7 exons.